Messenger RNA from Vicia faba (fava bean), 747 nucleotides. The record is from the annotation of a GenBank genome assembly. Lineage: Eukaryota; Viridiplantae; Streptophyta; Magnoliopsida; Fabales; Fabaceae.
AUGGCUGCUGAAGUUAGUUCUCUUAUUCGUGUUCUUGGUGGUGGUGGAGGUGGAUACAAAGAUGAACAACAUCGCACGGUGGGAAAUGAAUCUCAUGGUGAGAAAUCAACGGCUCUGAUUACAAGAGACUUACUUGGUGGGUCCGGAAAUGAAUCCCAAGAAUUAGAUCUUGAUUUGCAGGUUCCUAGCGGCUGGGAAAAACGUCUUGACCUUCAGUCAGGGAAAGUUUAUAUUCAAAGGUGUAACACAUUAGCAUCUUCACCGAUUUCUGAAAUGAAACAAACAACACCAAAAUUUCAAGACCUAAAUAUCCCGUCAACUCAAUCAAAUAUUACGUUGAAUCUUUUCGAUGAAACGAGUUUGGACUUAAAACUCGUUUCAUCGACUUUACCAUCAAACAAUUAUCAAAGUGUGUGCACACUCGACAAAGUGAAAUCGGCCCUAGAAAGAGCUGAGAAGGAACCAUUGAGAAAAAGAACAUCACUUUUGAAGUCAUCGAUUUCAGCAACAUCGCCUUCAUCGUAUUCAUAUUCAUCUUCUUCAUCGUCAAUUCGAGACACAACAAAUAAUCGAGAGGAAGAAGAAAGCGAAGAGAAAAUGGUUUCGUCACCAAUGGCUGCAGGGUGUCCGGGAUGUUUAUCAUAUGUUUUGAUAAUGAAGAAUAAUCCUAAGUGUCCCAGGUGUAAUUCAGUUGUUCCAAUUCCAAUCAUGAAGAAACCUAGGAUUGAUCUUAAUAUUUCGAUUUGA